This is a messenger RNA of Tripterygium wilfordii, 1635 nucleotides long. RefSeq lists its product as uncharacterized. The transcript has a single exon. The record is from RefSeq and is a predicted model, not a curated record. The coding region runs from base 418 to 1503 and encodes 361 amino acids. Lineage: Eukaryota; Viridiplantae; Streptophyta; Magnoliopsida; Celastrales; Celastraceae.
AUUUGUCAUUUCAGGACAACCGAACAAACUAAAUACUUUGAAAAACGACCAGACAGUCCUGAAUUCCUGAUUGAUAAUUUGAUAGGUGUAUGCACGCAUGGCACUGUCAUUCCACACGCGUUAUAAUGCGAGCGGGCUUUUGAUUGGUUCAACAGACAGACUAAAGUUUCAUUGCCAGAUAUGAAGGGCUCGGCAGUCGGCAGUGAAAUAUAUUCGCAUGCAUCGGGCCCCACUCCUGACCCAUAUGAAAGCCUCUCAAACACGUACCCACCGUACAAAUCCCAAGUGUCAGCAUCCCCCUGUUUUCUUUGCUUCCCCAUUGCAUUCACUUGAUUGGUCUCUCUACUUGCUCUUUAAAGACAAACUCAGAACACGAUUCUCUCUGCAAGUGCAAAGACUCGAAAGCAGCAUCCCACCAUGAUCAAAUUCAAGACCUUGAGUCCUUACUCUGAUGCUGCUAAAACAGCUCAGAUUAUGUCAAAGUACAGACCCAUAGUACCAAAGCCUGAAGUUCCAAUCAAUGAGAGUCCAUCCAUGUCUCAGAAGAUCAGGGAAUCUCCUUACCUUAGGAAUCUCUGGCCACAACUACAAGCCAGGCCUACUAGAACCAGAAAGAGAGGCAGGGCUGUAGUAUCACUACCACCUACCAUUAAGAGACAGAAAACACAAAUGUUUGGCCUUUCCUCUCCUAGUUUUCUUGCUUCACCUGCCAAAAAUUUCUCACUUCAGGUUUUUGUUCCAAACCCUGUUGUGGCUGGUAACAGCUUGGAUAGUCCAGUGAAUAUUACUACUACUACUACACUAUCAAGUUUGGUGACGCUUCCUCUUCUUCCAUGUCCUCCUGCUGCUCCUGUUGUUACUGCUAACCAAGUAACAGCAAUUGAAUCAAAUUGCAUGGAGCCAAGUACAAGAAAAAGGGACAUAGACUUGAACACAGUGGCUGAGAUACCAGAAGAGAAGGAUCUCUUGCAACAAUUGCAAGGGAAACCAGUUGUUAUCACACCUCAGCCAGUUAGGCCUGUUGGGUCAAGCAUAAGUGUUGGGUGCAUCAAUAUGGACCCUAAAACUACUACCUCAUCAGUGCAAGUUCCAAAAAAACCAGAGGAGCUUGAAGAAGAGGUUGAAUCUGAGGCUUUACCUGCUAUUAUAUCAGACUCCUACAACAAAGUUAGGCUGGCGAAUUCUGCUUACAGAAAGAUGGUUGGGCAGCCAGAAUGUCCGUGGCUCGACUUGACAGAUACUGGCCCUGGUGAUGGGCAUUUGGGAGGCCAUUCUUGCAGAAGAAUCUGUGGAGAGGUGAUGCUUCAUCUCUCCAACACAAGGGUACCUGUUUCAUCAAAUGGGUUUUCAUGCUGGGUGAGAAUAGAAUGGGGACAAGAAAAACAGAAACGAUCAGUCAAUGCUUUCUCUGAUGUGAUCAGAUCAUCCUGUGAAUCUAAACACUACCUUUUCACUUGGAGGUUUCACACUCCCAUCAGGGAAGCCUCCCCCGUAGAGUACUAGUCCUGUUUGAAUAUAUGCUACUGUAGAUAUACUUAGUUUAGUGUAAUAUACUAAAAUGCACCUCAUCUACUGCUACCAUGUAUACAUAAGACAUCAAAGCUGAUGAUGCUAUAGGCAGUUCAUUGUCAAUGC